Molecule: messenger RNA, 36928 nt
Organism: Paramuricea clavata
Lineage: Eukaryota; Metazoa; Cnidaria; Anthozoa; Malacalcyonacea; Plexauridae
Source: the annotation of a GenBank genome assembly
GACGUGUAUUCCUGCCGAAGCUGAACCAACACUGAACUCGAGUUUGUGUUACCCUUUGGUAAACUUUACCCGUCCUUUUUGUCAAAAUCAUGGAAUCACUUUACCCAGCUACGUGUACAACACGCCCCAGUAUCAGAGUUGGAAAAAUGAUGAAGGCAACAAAGAUUUCGACGGAGUUGAGAGGUUCGGUCUAUUUAAAAUAAGCGCCUAUCUUGACGUAGACAUCACUACCGUUAGAAAGUGCUUGCAAAUUACCACCACGUGGUUUUGUCAUCAAUAUUUUCCGAGUUGUGAUGGAACGCAAAGCGUCUUUAUGGAACAAAAAAUUUGUCGUGAAUCCUGUCUUGAAUUGAUUCAUAUUUGUCAUAAAGCGUGGAAAAUGUCUUUCACAUAUUAUACAAUUCGCUUCCCGGAGGAAAGGAAGUUUCUCCUCUGCGAACUACAGCCGUAUAGGAAUGCAGGUGACUCACCAGAAUGCCGAUAUUUCAAUGGACUCGCGAAUUCUACAGGUAACAUUAGAGACGUUGGCAUGUAGGAAAGCAACGGGUCGACCACGGCCAAAACAAAACUCCUUCAAAUAACUAACUACAACUUUAAUUAAGGUGGCUCCUUACAGUUUACCAGAAAAUGCAAGAUCUCCAAUUUAGAUCCAAUUUUUCGACAAUUCCUAUAUGUUAAUUUAAUUAAGACAAAGAAAGUCCGAAUAAAAAAUAAUAAUUACAGACUUAUCAAUAACUACCGAGUUCCAGAAAUCGUAACUGGAGUUGCUAUGGCAACAUUGACGCUUCAAUAUGGCCGAUAUUUUGGCUUUUAAGUUAUUUAACUUGAAAAUAAAGUCAGUUUAGGAUUUUGAUUCGUUGUUAUAUGAUUUUUAAAAAAUCAGCCAUGCAAAAAAAAAUUCACCAAUUAUUACAUUUUUUAAUUAUUACAUUAUUGACAUAUUUUUUAAAAUCAUAAAAAUGAUUCAAUAACCUAAAUAAAAGUCAUGCAGUAAAGUAAAAAAGGGGGCCACUGACCUUAUUUUCGAAUUAAAUUACAUUAAACAAAAAAUAACCGCCAUUUUUGAAAUUUCAGUGUUGCCAUUUCAAGUUGUGAGGAGUAAAUUCUUAAAAAUUCCAAACUCCUUAGCAGGACGAAGGGAGAGAGGGCGUGGAAACGGCAAUACAUCGAGCGUCCCCAUCCGUGAUGCCGGCUUCGCCGGGCGUAAGACGUUCUAAUUGUAAACAAAUAUGGCUACGCGUAUAUGACCCAUCAGAAUGUAUGCUGAUUCUAUUGCUUUAUAAAAUAUUAGUUGUGUAAAAUUUAUAUGUUUUUGUUACUUUUAGCUAUUAUAAGACACUUAAAGAUAAGAUUUAAGUAGCGAAAAACUUCAUUUCGUGUGUUAUUUUAUUUCUAUACUCUGUUUAAUUUGGGUGUUUAAAAAUGGCCGUCGAAAUGUUGUAAGAGAUUGUUAGCGCGCACUGCUUCCUGGUAAAAAACCAAUCAUUUCCAAAGGCUAAAUUAUAAUUUGUUAUUAAGUUAUGAUGAAAACCUUUGCGUAGACAAAAUUGUAGAGUGAGCAGACACGAGACAGAUAGGUUUUGAACCUUUCAAAGUUCGAUGCCGAAUUGACAGUUGAAAUAGUACCAAACUCCAUGCUGAAAUGUGCAACUUUAUCGUGUAUAUUUUUCUCAAUUUUGUUUACUGGCCUUUGUUAAAUUCACUUGCAAUGGCUCGACAUACGUUAGAAGAUACAAACUGAGCAGAGCCCAUGAAAAAGCUAUCCAUACCCCUACAGUCAUUCAGCUUCCUUGCUAUUUAGAAGUGGUUGCCCAUUACUGGUUUUAGUUGAAGUAAAAUUGCUAUUGUAUGCGCUUGUUUGCACUUCCUUUCCUGUUAAAGGCUACAAUAUUAAGGCUAAAUAGCAGAGAAAUAUGACCCAAUAAUCCAUGCAAUUAAAAAUAUCUAUCGAAUUAACUUCAAAAGUCAUUAUUUGAGGAAUUAUAUCUAUUCAGGCAACCCAUAAUUUAGUGACAGGUCUUGGCAAGGUGAAAGCUGAAAGGAACCCCUAAGAUGGAUGUACUACAACACUAUAUUAACUGGAGUUUUCGAAACAUUUAACUUAAUUUUGAAGGAUUGACUCACAAACUGUGAUGCAGUAUCAUUGGAUUUUACACUUUUCUGGAGAAGUUGUGGCUAUGUUAGUGCCAUUUCUUUCAUUGUUUAUAUAUCUUGCGUUUAAACAUUGCUCACUAUAAAAAUCUUUCAAUUCCUUAAUCUCAUCCCACGAUACUGAAUCACAGUUUGUAAGGCCCCAUUUAAAUGAGACCAGGAUGAAACCAAACUGUAAUGAAAAUUGAAAUUGUCAACAUGUUUACAUGAGACCGGUAUGAAAAUCACAAAAUUUUCAAUUUAUUCCCCUUGCCAGGCAAUUUUCUUUUUAGAUGGCUUUUGUUAGCAUGUGUUAUUCACUUGUUCCAAUGUCAAGGUUACAUCCGAGACCGGUCUGAAAUGUAUUUGUGUUUCCAUUCAUUCCGGUCUGAAUUCAUGCUAGUCUGAAGUCAGUCGGCUUGGUCCAGCAGGCGGAAUGACUUGAGACUGGUCUGAGUUAUUUUUGUCCUGGUCCCAUAUAAACAUCCAUUAUAUUUAAAAUUAUGACUGGAACGAAAUAGUCCCGGUUAAUUGACUUCGUUCCAGUCUUAUGUGAAUGGGACCUAAUUAAAUCCUUCAAAAGUUGGCUAAAUUUUUCCAAAACUGCAGUCAAUAUAGUUUUGUAGUACACCCAUCCCAAGACCUGUCACUAAAUUAUGGGUUGCCUGAAUAGAUGUAAUUCCUCAAAUCAUGAUUUUUGAAGUUAAUUUGAUAGAUAUUUUUAAUUGCAUGGAUUAUUGGGUUAUAUUUCUCUGCUAUUUAGCCUUAAUAUUGUAGCCUUAAUAUUGUAGCCUAUUGUAGCCCACUUCCAUUUCACAUGUUUCUGCUCUACAUCUGGCUCACCUAUUUUUAAAUUUAUACAAUACGUCACUCAAUUGUUGUUAUUUAGAAACGGUAUAAACUUUGCACAUAUUUACUUGUUAAUUUCAAUACAGGUCUCAAGAAAGACUGCAUGCAUAUUUAGAUCGUAGCGUCUUUGAUGACUUUCGGGCAGCAAACAUCACACAUUUGGACACUAGCCAAAUAGACAUUGAAUGCCCACAAUAGACAUUGAAUUAAUUCUAAAAUUAUUUAACUUUAUAGACUGUUUAUAUGCUAUUGGUUUUAUUUAAUUGAAAGCAUUGAUAAUUUAUAUUAAACACUAGGUUCUCUGCUAUUAUUCAUUUGCAUUCACGGGAAAGCUAUAAAAAGCGGCGCAAAUCACUAUUGAAUUAUAUAGAAUUAUUUUACUCGUGCAAACAAGAAAGGAAAGGAACACAGUAAUUUUCUUAUAAGUUGUGUCGAUUCUCUAACAAUUUUUGUACCAAGUAUUAGUAGUGUACCUUCCUACAGAGGUUUUAGCGAAGUAUUUUUAUCACAGUGGAAAAUGUCUCUACAUUUUGUGAGGAAUAUAUACAUAAUUAUGAGCUCUAUACUCAGUGCAGGCACAAAAUGCCGCACAGACAUAUGAUAGCAUUACUUCAUGAGUUUUUAUACGUAUUUUAACAUUUCUAUUGAUCGGCUGUUUUUCUCUAGUGCCGCAUUAUAUUGGUGUGUCACAACAGGGUUGCAUGCUUUUAUUUGAAAAAUACAAGCUGGAUCUCAUGCUACUCCACGAACAAAAUAUUAGAAUAGCCUGGAUAGAUUCAGCUACAAAACCAAUGACAAUGUAUAUAAUACAUACGAAAUUUUUCAUGCAACUAGUAAAUACGAAACGUUUCGAGAUAUUUUGUUGCAAAUUUAAAUGUUAUUGGCUGAAACUAUAAUACACAAGUUGCAAUUUUCCAAGCGCGCUCCCCUGCCACCCUAUACCUUAUAAUGACAUUUUUAAUUUCUCACGCGAAAUCCGCGUGACAACUGACCAGCCACAACAAGGGACCUUUCUCCAAAAGAGGGAAAAGCUGGUAACAAUGUUGCCUUAGUUAUUGUUUAAUUCAAGUCAGAUAGUCUUUGCUAUUCAACAAGUAAUUAUUAUUUCUAAAUAAUUAUUAUGUCAUGUCUUAAUAGAAAAAUCAUCCAUUUUCUAAAAAGUGUAGGUAGCCACCUUAAGGAAUUAUUGACGUAUAUUAUGCAUUAUAUAACGAAAAAAAACCCAAGUGUUAAGAAAAAAAACCCAAGUGUUAAGAGCGAAACCACGUAUAAAAAAUACAAAAAUAAAUUAAAACAUUUAAUUAAAAUAACUAAAAAAGAUUAUUUUGAGAGUCAGUUUAUUAAAUACAAAAACAAUGGCAAAAUGACAUGGCAGACCAUUAAUCGAAUAUUAAAUCGAAACAAUAAAAAGAAGGAAGCGCUUCCUGAUACGUUUAGAGAAAAGAACUCAAAUAUUAAUUAUUCUGACCCAAUUGAGAUUGCAAACAAAUUCAACGAAUAUUUUGUAAACGUUGGACCGAAUUUAGCCAAAGGUAUUCAACAAAAUGACACAAUACCAUUUGAAAAUUAUCUCAAAGGUAACUAUCGAGAAAGUAUGUUUACUGAACCUGUUACAGAAUAUGAAAUCUUGACUGAGAUUGAUAACUUAAAUGUAACUAAAAGUGCAGGUCAUGAUAAUAUCAGUGCCAAAAUGGUAAAAGCAAUUAAACAAGAGAUUUGCAAACCUCUUGCACAUAUUUUCAAUUUAACUUUUGAAACUGGAUUAAUACCGAAUACACUAAAAAUAGCUCUUGUUACUCCUAUUUUUAAAGCAAAUGAAAAAUGUCUAUUUGAAAAUUAUAGGCCAAUUUCAGUUCUCACAUGUUUUUCGAAAUUGCUUGAAAAAGUAAUGUACAAAAGACUGAUUUCAUAUAUUGAAAAACAAAACAUUUUAUCUAAACACCAGUAUGGUUUCAGGAAAAAUCGCUCCACUGAACAUGCUAUUAUUGAAUUGACUGACAAAAUCUCAAAGGCCAUAGAUGAAGGAAAAUACACAAUCGGUAUUUUCCUUGAUCUAUCUAAGGCUUUUGACACAGUUAACCAUAAAAUUCUUCUAAAAAAACUAGAACACUAUGGUAUAAGAGGAAAUUGUUUAAAAUGGUUUGAAAACUACUUACAUGAAAGAACGCAAAUUCUUAAGUUUCGUGAUCAUAAGUCAAGUAAGAUGACAAUAUCUUCAGGAGUUCCGCAAGGCUCGAUUCUUGGGCCUCUACUUUUUCUGUUAUAUAUUAACGACAUUGAGAACUGUAGUGAAAUAAUUUCUUUUGUUAUGUAUGCCGAUGACACAAAUGCGUUUUACUCUGACAAAUGCCUCAAAUCUUUAAUGCAUGUUAUGCAAAAAGAAAUGAAUGAAGUGACUAAAUGGCUAAACGCCAAUAAAUUAUCAAUAAAUACUAAAAAAACUAAGUACGUCAUUUUUAAAUUAAAAAAUAAAAAAUGUGACACUGAUACUAAUAUUCAACUUAACAAUAACAUUAUACAUCAGGCUACUGCUGUCAAAUUUCUAGGUGUAAUAAUAGAUCAAGAACUAACAUGGAAAAACCAUAUAAACUCAGUUGUCAAAAAUAUUAUUAAAGCAUCGGCGUUGAUUGCAAAAAUACGACAUUAUACAAACAAAAAUACAUUAAAUGUACUUUAUCAUGCAUUAGUUUAUCCAUAUCUUACUUAUGGGAAUUUAAUAUGGGUAACACGUACCCAACAAGGCUGCUAAAAAUACUGAAUUUACAGAAAAAAAUUAUCAGAUUGAUGAACUUUAAAUCUUAUCUUGAACACACUGAACCAUUGUUUCAAAAAUUGAAAAUCUUGAAUAUCUUUAAGAUUAAUGACUAUUUAAGUUGUUUAUUUGUGUACCGUUUUAAACAUUUACAAAAUCUACCUGAAUUUGUUAAUGACUACUUCAUACAAAACAAUGAAGUGCAUCAUCACAAUACUCGGAAUUCUAACAAAUUGCAUGUCAAUUAUAGUAGAACUAAUUAUGCAAAACAUACUAUUGUUAACAAGGGAGUUAAAAUAUGGAACUCUCUUGAUAAAGGAACUAGCAAUACUAUGUUUUAUUCUACUUUUAAGAAAAAGUUGAAAAGCUUUUUCUUGGAAUAUACCUAACGGCUUUCAUUUGUAAUCUCACAUAAUAAACUCUUGUGUAUAUUUAUAUUCAAAUCACUAUAUUUGUAAAUACUCUUACUUUGUCUUUGACAAGAUUGAACAAGCUUUAACUAUUUUUAUAUAAUAAUUAAUAUUGUUAAACUAGGGGCCUUUGAAUAAAAGCCUGAUAGGGUUUCAUAAAGGUUCCUAGCCCCUAAUGUUUGUAAAAAUAUAGAUUAUAAAUAUAUUUAGCUUUAUAUGGGCAAAUAAAAAAAUAUUCAUAUUCAUAAUGCAGUUUCAUGAGGUUUGAACAGAUGUUUGUAUUUGAGAAGAAUUGUACUAAGUUCAUUUGUUGAGUAGCACUAUAUACGGUGCGAAAAGCAAGCGCUGUAUAAAAGGCGUCUACCCUUUUAUCUUGAAAGAUAAACUACCUAUUUAUUUUCUACCUAAACUGAAAUCUCAAAUUUUUCAUACCAAACGGUCAUGUGGUCUGAUAUUCCUCCGCCACAACAAUCAUGAAUGGACGUCAUUAGUGCUCGAUUGUCAGGCAUAGGUGGUAUGAAGGCAGCAAGCCAAUAGUUUCUAGUCUAGUUUGACCAUUCUCCUCUAGCCAAAGGCGCGGAGCGCCGUUCUGGGCAUACGCACAGGGCGAGGGUAGUAAUUCGCCCGGCUAUUUACAGACGGGGAAAAGGAAACAUUGGCGAAGUCAAAAACUCAUCAUUCUCAGUGAUCUCAUAAUAUAGCGGAAUGUUAUAAAUAUAGCGAACACUGAUUGGUCCAAUUUAUAAUUUGCAUUAAAACGACUGCUUGACGACAGCGAAAUGGUAAACAUUACUUGAUUUGAUGAUUUCUUGCAAACCUAUUUCUUGCAAACAUAUUUCAUCAAGGCGAAAUAAUUACCAAAGGCGCCGACGUUACGGAUAUAAGUUUGUUUUAAGUAUUGAUGUACUGUUUGCUUUAUAAUUGCUAAAUAAAAAGAGACAGCAUAUAAUUUCAGUGUAUGUUUAUUGAUUAGCCUUUUUAUUAAUUAAUAUAUUAAAAUUUUUAAAUAAAAAAGAAAGCAAAGUUUAUUGCCAUGCGAGAAUUUGAAAUAAUUUUAUUUCCAACUCAAAUUCAUCGAUAAAGGCAGUUUAUUUUUAUAAAGAACAUUUUAAAACAUUUUUCGAGUUGUUUGUGGUUGAAUUUUAUCUUUGAUUGAAGCUUAUAUUACGCAUAAUAACAUACCUAUAACAUAUAUAGGUUUGGAAAAUUGAUAAAUUUUAGGAGAUUUUUCAUUUGUGAAAAUAUUCUUAAUAAAAUUAUCAUGUCGUUACCAUGACAACUAAUUUAAAUACUUCUUGAUCGGAAAAUACAAUGGUUUUGUCAGCAAGGCGAGGGUUUCUGCAUGUAUGUAUUUUCUGGUACAAUCACAAAACUCUCUCAUGUUUCCCUAUGUGAUGUGAUGUGAUGUGAUGUGAUGGAGUCUCUAAAUAAAAAAUGUAGAUCGUGCGGCUGUGCAUCCUUUGCAACACCCAUCGCACAGUGUAAGAAGUUACCCACCUCACCUACACUUCCCAGUAACUGCAUCCGUCCAUUCAUUGUAACUCAUAAUUUGUCUUAUUUUAGAUGCAGCUCCAGCUCCAGAAUGGAGUGGAAACGCAGGUAAACAGUCCAGGGAGCAUCCCCAAUCAAAUUUGUAUUACCUUAAUUUUCCAAUUUCGCUAGGGCCUUGUACCUUUCAGUACAAAGCUAGGAUUUUGCUAUAUUAUCCUUUCUGAGUUUUAUCUCACUGCAUGGACGAAGGAAGCUUCUGACAUUUUACGAAAUACUGCAGCUUCUCACUCGGUAGUCCAUUUUCCUACGGCAAUAUAACUGCAUAUAGAAUAACCCUUUUAGGACCUCAAGAUAUAACUCAUGAUCGCAUAAAUGAAAUGUUGAGCCAGGCUAAUACUAAUUUUUGUUUGCAGAUUGUCUGUACUUAAAUGGGAGCAGUUACCAUGGCAACAUAUCUGUGACAGCCUCAGGUAUUCCGUGUCAGUCAUGGAGAGAACAAUGUCCACAUCGUCAUACCAUGAACAAUACAUAUGCAGAACUGAAUAAUGCUAAGAAUUAUUGUCGAAAUCCUCAGAACUCAGGACAACGCCCUUGGUGUUAUACUACAGAUAGAAACAAGAGAUGGGAGUACUGCGAUAUCCCGAAAUGUAUACCAGGUAUGCAAAUCGAUCGUGCUUUGAUAUCUAUAGAGGUAUCCGAUGUAUAGGGGUAAUAUUGCACUAUGAUAUCCCGACAUCAGGUAUGAUAAUAAUGAUUUGGGUAUCACCUAUCCGAACAGGAAUUAAAAACAAAGUUUGAGGUUUUGGUGGAAAACCUCCAUGAGGUAAUCAAUGUUUGUAACAGACAUUUGAACAUAUUAAUUUGCUCACAUAUAUAUCUGUAAAUUUCUUUUUAAAAAUAAAGAAGAGUUGGUGACAUAUAUACGAUUACUGAAAAUCUUCUUUCCACUGAGUUAACCUGCUACUGAAGGUCGAAAUUCGUAUAUUAUUACAUGAUAUUUGUCUGCCCUGCAAAGUCUAUCCGUCAGACUUUAUGCGUUUGUUUGACUUUUUUACAAGAAUCGAAACUACGAGCUCAGUGGUGAAAGGUGCUUUUCUGGCGACUGCGCCUCCGCAAACUCCUGUGUCCUGCGCCACAAAAGUCUCCUAUGCGUUAAGGGUUGUUCUUCGAGUAUCUUGACUUGCAUAGGUGCCCAUUAAAGAUGUAUUUUGAAUUGCGACCUUCGCAAUUUCGCAUGUAAGUUUCACACAGUGGUAUUUCACGCGCUCUUGAUACCCGGCCAAUUUAGGAUCAGAGUUGAUGAGUUGCAACUCUCGCUCAUCAAACCUGAUCAACUUUGAUUAGUUGAACAUUUCAUGAUGAGAUCUUUUGUUCGUUUGACAGGUAACUUCUGGUCAACUGACAUCAACUCUGAUUCAAUUCCUGUUCUCGUUUCCUGGGGGUAUUAGAGUUUGUGAAACUCUCAUGCAAACAUUCGCUGGCCAAAUUUUAACAAGUCCACUAGCAUUCUCGUUUGCCCAGGGCUUUAAUGAGAGUGUAUUAGAUACGAUGAGAAGGAACGAGAGUUGCUAUUCAAGUCAACUGUUAUCUUCGUUUGACAAGGGGUUUGCACACCAUGAAGGAAGUUUUUAAUUAAUACUUCUAUAUCUUGUUUAUAGUUGAUGGUAGUUAUGGUAACUGGUCGCUAAACAGUUCGUGUUCCGUUACCUGUGGCAAAGGUUUUGAAACAUGGACACGCGAAUGUAACAAACCUGAGCCAAAGUAUGGUGGAGAAAACUGUAGUCAUCUGGGACAACCUGUUGAAUAUAGGUUAUGUCUUGCAAAGUCUUGCCCUGGUAAGUGAUAUGGUGUUUAAUUAAAACAUUUGUGCAAAGUUAAUUCCAUUCCGCUUGCUUUUACUCUCUUUCACAUUAUUCUUUACUGAAGCCUUGAACAUGAAAAAGGUAGAUAAGCAUUAGUGUAUUGUAUUCGAGUAUAAUUCAACCAAAUAGUCAAUUCUUACAUUGUAUGCUAUGCUUUCGUAAUUUAAGUCAAUAAUUAAUAUAUUAGAGUUGUCCAAAUGACACACAUGGAUGGUUACUAUCGUUUUUGGUUUGAAUGCACGGAAUAUAUGUAACUAUAAGGAUCAGAAUUAUGUUAAAAUUGCUGUGCACAUAUGGAUUUCAGUUUUGUUAUUGACAAUUAUUUAAUCACGUAUUUCACUGACUUCAACGACAUUAAGAUUGCUUUGCGUUCAUUUCAUACAUUUUUUAACGCAAACUACUGCAACAUUUCGAGAAAUCAUUAUUGUUUACGAUUAAGAAGUAAAAAUUCAUUCGCCAAUAAUACAAAUAUAAUUUUAUAAAACGUCAAAUAUAAUAAUAAAUAAAUAAUACAAAUAUAAUUUUAUAAAACGUCAACUUGAGUUCCAUUCUCAAAAUAAUGGUGUUCAGGCCUUAAAAUAUCUUUUACAGGGCCGUCUGACAAAAUAUCCGAUGACUUUCAGUUUGGGUCGGACAUAUGUAUGAUGGUGUCCAAUGACCUUCAGUUCAAUUUAGCUUGGAAAUAAGUCUGAAUGACACAAAUUAAUAUCAGCACAUUGUAUCAAUUCUGAACUAAAUGUUGUGAAAAUCUUAAAUAAUUUGUGUCAUUCAUACUUAUUUUCCAGCCAAGAUUAACUUGCUUGCCAAUAAUAGCAGUAUUUUGAUUUACGUGCGUGGAAAAAGCGUCGGACAAAGCUACAGUUCGCUCGGACACCAAUACACUCGGGUCGGACAAACAAUAAACCUCAGUUUCACUUAGGUCAGACAGAAUGUCCGGUGGUUUCAUUUCUACGUCGGACAAUUUGACGAAUGGGUCGGACAAUGUCCGUGACCGACCGAUAUUUUAAGGCCUGGGUGUUCGUUUCUCUUGUACAGCGCAUGCUAGUAAAUAUAUGUUGCCAAAAACACUAUUCAAAAUACUUCUCACACAUCAUUAGAUAUUCAUAGCAUUUCGGCCAAUGUCAUGGUGUAAUUUACAUCACGUGUAUCUAUCUGGAUAUUAGAAUGUUAGGGUUUGUAAUCCGAGUGAUUAUAUACAUUUUAAGACCUGACCAGGAACGACUGGGAAAAAUGCAGCACAAGGUCCUCUGGUAGGAAUUGAACCUACGGCCCUGCGAUUCCGAUGCAGCGCUCUAACCAACUGAGCUACAGGGGCCAGCUGUUGAGCUGUAACCGUAAGUUCAUGUAUAUAUAGGUAAUCGGGUGUGCGGGUUGUGUUAAGGUGGACUUGAAUGAUGUGGUUUCUUUGCACUUUACUUGGUGGAAUUAAUAUUAGAAUGUUAGGGUUUGUAAUCCAAGUGAUUAUAUACAUUUUAAGACCUGACCAGGAACGACUGCGAAAAAUGCAACACAAGGUCCUCUGGUAGGAAUUGUACCUACGGCCCUGCGAUUCCGGUGCCGCGCUCUAACCAACUGAGCUACAAUUACUUCAAGUGGGAAGGGCUUUGAACAAUAGGGAAUUUGAGGGGUAAACAAAAGAUUAUGCAAAUAUAUUUAAUUGCUAUGUUUAGAAUUAUUUCUAAAUACAGUAAGCUGUAUUUAGAAUUUUUUUCUAACUACACUUUACAUCUAACACUUUUUCUGAACGUUUGAAAACUACAUAAAUAUACGAAACGGAAAAUUACGAUUUUCUGCCAACUAUCAAAAUAAACAACGCUUUAAACACUACAGCAAUAAUACAACUUACCAAUAAUGUUUACCGUCUAAUAUAUAUUCACUUCGGCUCUUCCAUUUUCCACUAAAUACAGCCUUAUCGCACACACAAUCUGAUAUAUUGUUUUUUCGGAUCUCCAUAUCCUUGUCAGCGAUCGCGAGUGGCUUUCUUUACUGGGCUCAACACUUUCUGGUUCUCGAAACCGCUUUUUCUUAUAUUAUAAGAAGAUGCCAUGCUCCUUUGCCAACAAAAUUAAUCUAUUCAUGAGCAAAGCGAACUGAAUGCUUCGUCACACUUCAUGCAAUCUUUCAAGCGAAUGCAGUCGUUAAUGUCCCACGCUUACUUUUUUGAAUAUCUAAUAGUUUCAUGCCUCAUUGCUAUGAAUAUCUAUUGAUGUGUGAAGCAAUUUCAAAUCAUCGUUGGUGUUUUUAACUUGGCUUCCAAAUCCCCAGUGCCAUGAACAAUGGCUUGGCUGCGCCUCGCCAUUGUUCAUGGCACUUUUAUUUAGAAACCACGUCUAAAACACUAACUCGGAUUUGAAAUAUUACUUCUAUAAUACAACGUUUAAAAAGGGAUGAACUGAUACGUCUAUUAACUCAUCUAAAAUUAAAAAAAAAAUUAAAAACCCCAGCGGCCUUGGCGUAUAGUUAACAAAUAGAUUAUAUUUUCCCGUUGUCUGUUCAGUUAUAGAUACACAGUAUGACGUCAUGUGUGGUAAGAACAAAAAAAGUGUCCACGACGCAAGUGGUCACUUUUUGUUAUUACCACAUAUGGCGUUAUACUGUGUAUCUAUAGCUGAACAGACAACUGGAAAAUGUAAUCUAUUUGUUUUAUAUAAUAAAAUUGAAAAAAUACCGAAUUAAACAGUUAAACAGUUUAUUUUUAUUCCCCCAAACAUUUGGAAGUCGAAAUUUUGCAAAUAUCACGCGUACAUGAUCCUUACAAAUAACGAAAUGCUAUUGGCUCGCUUAAGUUACGUGCUGAAUUUUGAUUGGCUAAGCUUAGAAUGCGCUAGACGGUAAUAAAUAGGGAAAAACUAAAAAUUUAUCAAAACAGUGAAAAACAUUGUUCUAAAGGAAUAAAAACGUGUGAUAAAAAGGCAAAUAAUUAUUUUGCUCUGAACGAGUAUGGCAAUUGAAAAGCACUUCAACAUUGCCUAUGUUGUACGAAGUGAGAAACCAGCUUUGAAAACGAGACGUCAACAAGGUCAAAUGACCGAAAUAGUAUUUUUUUUCGAAAACUGGAUUGGAUUAUGGAGUCGCAUCUGAAUGACUGAAUUGAGAUUUGCCGAGUUGCUUGCUUUUGUGAGUGGUUCUUGCACGUUUAUCGAAGGUAUUUAUUGAUGUUUAUAUAUUCAAUUGCAUGAAUUCAUCCAAUUUAUAUAAAUUCAGUGGAAUUUUCAAGUAUUUUCGACAUUUUAAAAACUUAUGACGUAAUUCCGUGCGUCUGUACUCUAAUAGAUCAUGGCUCUCGAUCAAUGAAAUCGCAUGAAUUGUUAAGGUUAUUAUAUAAUCCACAAUCGUACAUAACUUCAAGUUCUUUUCUGUAGAAAGGUGAUCUAGACCCCCUGGCACUCUCAUGUACUGAUAUUAGAAUUUCGAAAUAAAUUCUGUUUCUUAACCACGCUAUGAGAACUGCAUAUCGUUCAUUAUCUUUUUCUGCCAGUUUCUGCGCAAGCUGUUUAAGAAACAUUUGGCAUUCAAUCCCCAUUCCACCAUUAGUUCCGAAUACCAGGGGUAUAAAGGAACCCAUUUUAACAUCUAACACUCUCUGUUGGUAUUUCCUCUUCUUUUCGUUCUCGUGUUCUUGAAAAUCAUCUGAGUCCCCCGGUCUUGGUUACAUUUUGAGUUUACUUGCGUCAUUCUUACGUCAAUAAAUGCAGUAGUUCCACGUAACCAAAAACAAUUCCGCCUUCAUGUCCAAUCUCGCCUCAGAAUUUAUGAUGGCCGAUCUCAGGUUGAAUCUUUCGUUGUCAAGGGGUUGGAGAUGUGGCUCUAAUUCCACGUUCUUACACACUUUACCAAGUGGCGUGGCGAGUAAGUUGCAAACUCCGUCAUGCCUUUGCGCCAGGAAACCCCAUUUUUACAUGUCAUGGCAUGAUUGAUGUUGAAGCGAUCUCCACACGCACAAUGGCUUGGCAUAUCAUUCAAAGGUAGAUUGUAUCUCAUUCGCAACGAGUCUCUAAAUUCUUGCUUAUUAAGGGCUAAAACCAGGGUCUUUGAGUGUUAUGCCGUUUAGCCAAGAACUCGCUCCUUUUUAUCUUGAUUGCAUUGCCAAAAAUAGUGUGCGUCUGGGGGUAGCAUGGCCAGAAAUCACGGACAUGAUUUAUUCUACUUUCUUCGCAAUUUGCAUAUCACGUUAAAAUAUUGCUUCUGCAGUAAACAGUAAAUUAUAUUACGCGUUGCUGUAAAUCCUCAAAUCAGAGAAGUGACUAUUCUGCAUCCUGCACAUUAUUCAUGAUCGAGUUCAGAUCUGAAUUGGAGUUAAAUUGCUUCAGUCAAAAUGUCAGUUCUCCAAUAAAAUUCUUCCCCGUUCUACACAAGGGUAUAUUGAAAAUACUUCUUUUAAAAUUUCGAUUUAAAAUAUUUAUUAUCGAUUUAAAAUGUUCAAACGCUCGUGUAUGAUUUUAAAUAUUCUUUAGAGAUUCCAAUUGUCCUCUGAGUUUGUAUUUUGAGUUGGAGUGUUUAUUAGAAUAAUUAGUCAACUUGCUCUUGUUGUCGACUUCUGCUGCGUCUUCGUGUCUUCGUUGACUGUUCGCUCACAGACAACUCGGCUUCAUUGUUUCAGACAUUGUUUUGUUUAAAUAUAUUAGGUUUUCCUUUAUACGAGGAUAUUUAUCUUGGAUUAUUUUGGGAUUUCUUGCACAAAAAUUGUAAAUGAUUUGCGUCACAAAUUAGGAACCAAAUCUUUUCGCGAAAUGGCGGCAAUGUCAAAUCAAAUUUGCGGUAUUCAGAAAGCGCGAGCGACUAGACAAUUUAUCCAAAUUCAAACGUUUCUUUCAAAUUCGUGCAAAAAUAGCGAUCUGACUUUUAAUUUACUCUUUUUUCAAAAGGGCCUUACUUAAGAGAACUUUGAUUAAUGAGUAUAUAUAUUAUUGUAUUCCCGCAGCUGACGGUGGUUACAGCAACUGGACUUUGAGUAUUCCAUGCAAUGUUUCUUGCGGUGUUGGAAUGGAAAUAUGGCUACGUACUUGUAAUAAUCCUGAACCAAAAUACAGUGGUCGUAACUGCAGCAGCCUUGGAACUCGGACUGAAAUAAGAAACUGUAGCACAAAACCGUGCCCAAGUAAGGCUAAAACGUCAAGUAAAGUAAAGUUAAUAAACUAAAUUUCCGCAACUGUUUUCCCUAUUGGAACAGGAACCACAGCCGUGUUUUCCUUGUCUUGCACCAAGGGAAAAUUUUGUUAAGUUAAAAUAAUGCUGUUAGUAUACUUUUCUUUUCCGCUUAAAAAUUUCGUUAGGAUAUCCCUUUAUGUGCAAUGUUGCAAGAGGAUGAAACCAGAGGAGGUGAAACAAAAGUUCCGUGGUUGGAAGAGCGAAAAAAAAGAGAGCCCUCUUCUCCCAUUGGUUUCAAAUUAGAAAAUUGCGCAUUGCAGUAUUUGCAAAGUUCAUCUGCAAACAAACGCGUUCCAGUACGUUUGUGCAUAUAUAAGUGUUGUUGUGUUUGUGCUUUAUCCUGUUUUUCCAUAUACAGUUGAUGGUAUGUAUAACAACUGGACAAAGUCGUCACCAUGUAGUGUCACGUGUGGUCACGGUGUUGAAAUAUGGACACGACAGUGUGAUAAUCCACCUGGAAGAUAUGGUGGAAAUUGUACUAAUCGGGGGGCUGCUAUAGAAAUUCGAUUGUGUGAGACGGAACUUUGUCCAGGUAAGCUCAGCAAAAAUGCUUUGACCAAAAAACGGUGACAGAAUAACACUUUUGGAGUUUGUUCAUCUUCUUGAAAUUUACAAUAUAGGGGUGCUUAUCCGACCUUCGGGGUGCCGACUGGUCACCAAGUCCAUAGUAACUAGAGGGAGCGAAGCUUCUUUGCUAAGGCUAGGAGUAGUGCACUCCCUCUGUACCACAUAGAUAAUUCAUCUUUAGUAAUUACUGGAAUUAGAAGACUUUUUAACUUGCUGUUCGGGUGGAUUAUAGUUACAUAUAAGUAUUAAAAUAAUGAAAUUAAAUACAAUAUGACGUCUUAGUUCAAUUUUUCACUAUUCGCUACAUAUUUCACGAUUAAACUGCAAUUUCAUCUUGUGAUGGAACGAGUAAUUCUGAUGUGGUUUUGAUAAAAUAUUGAAAUUAUGAAAUAUGUUGUCCAAAAAGAUGUAAAUCUGCAUUCAAAUGAAAUAAGUGUGUUUCAUAUCGUUUUUCAGCUCACACCCACUCUCAGAUUAUUGGUAUCACUGUUGCUGCUACUGUUUUGGUGAUCAUCGCAGCGGUUGCAUAUCUUAUUUUUAUUAUUCGACGACAACGUUGUAAAAAAGGUGAGAUCAAGUUCAGAUUGGGUUUUUAAAUGUUAAAAUGUUUAAACAUUGAUUCAUUGAUUUUACGCUUCUUUAAAACUACAAAUAUUAGUUUUGAAAAUGAUUUGCUAAUGGUAUAGUUGAAAAGUGAUAUCGAUGUAAACCAUUAUCAUUUCGAAACUCAGAAAAAAUCAAAGCGUUUACAUAUAGCUAGAUUUACGAUUUCUUUACCAAGCACAAAUAUUCUGAAAGUGUUUUGCUAAUAUGUGGGAGCCAUGCUUCAUUGAUUCGAUUGUUUCAUGUGCCACUAACACCAAAUAUGGUUUCUGGUAUCAAUACUGUACCAGAAAAAUUUAAAACAAUUAUGGCUACAAAUGGUUAGCCCUCGUCGUUCAUUUUUUGAUAAAGCGUUCAUUUUUUAUUUUAUAUUUGAAAAUUCGCUACCUUAAUAGACCUUUCCGCUAACUACGUCACAACUACAUUGUUUUCAACUUAGGACCACCUUAGAUCACGCUUAAAUGGAAUGGAGCUCAAGUUUGUUCUCACUGGCUGCCUAUGCGCAAAGAAGCAGAACAUCCUUCUUUAAUAAAUGCAUGAUAAAAUAAUUAUUGGUUAGAGCAAUCUCAUUUGACUUUAGUAAAGCAUUUGAUAGUGUCCCACAUGAUAUUUUGUUUAAUAAAAUCAAGAAAACACCCAUUAAUCCAUACAUUAUAAACUAGAUAAUUGACUUUUUGAACAAUCGCAGACAGAGAGUGAAAGUUGAUGGUGUUACAACUGAAUUUGUAGACAUUAAUCGUGGCGCACCCCCAGGGUACUGUACUUGGACCUGUAAUGUUUGCUAUAAUGGUCAAUGAUAUCAAAGCGGUUAAUUUCUCCAAUGAUUUAAGUAAAUUUGCUGAUGAUAUUGCAAUAAUAGCACCAGAUUAUGAUUACGAAGAUUGAGCUGGUGAUAAAGUGGAAAACAUGAAACUAUGGUCAAACGAGAAUAGAAUGUCUUUAAGUGUGGAGAAAAACUACGAAAUGAUAGCACGCGUAAGAGCGUCUACUCCCUUUCUGGAUCACAUUCCGUCCAUAAAACGGAAAGAUGGCUCAAAUUAUUGGGUGUCACGAUGGAAUAAAUACGUCUGGAAAAGUGGAUAAACAUUUUGUGGAAGAAUGUAUAUUCUAAGUGUUUGUAAAUAUUACCGGCUCUAUACGCAUCAAUUGGAUCUUCCCUUGAAUAGUCUUAUAAGGUCGGUUUACUCGACAAGCGUAUUGGGCAGGGCACCCCUGAAAAUAGGCACCGUGCCAAAACUCCCACUUCGCUAUUCACUCGUUUACACUACAAGAAACACUUUUAUGAAGAUAAGCAUCGGGAAAGCCCAUGCAUCGGGAAAAAGCACAUCUACCUUCUGUUUACGACGGUAUAUUUUAAAGAAUAAAGAUGUCGCGCAGAAAUAUAAUUAUAUUUUUAUAUUUAUCGGAACGAAUACGAGUAUUAUAUGAGCCGAAAAUCGAGCAAAAAACCAAUUCAAUACUAGAAAAGUACUUUAAGGGUCUGUUCAUAUGGGAAAAAGUUAUCCCGGUUAGCGAUAAAACUUUUCGACAAAAUUACAAGCGAGAUCUCGCCUUGGUACGAAAAUAAUAUGAAAAGUUACACUGUGUUCAUAUGAGACAAAACGUUUUCCCGUGUAUGGAGGUCUCGCUUGUUGUCAGGCGAGAUCAGGGGCGUAGGGAGCAGCGCUAGGGUCACGAGAGUAUCUGGAGGAAUAUGUAUCUGGAGGAAUAUCUGGGAGCAGCGCUAGGGUCACGAGAGUAUCUGGAGGAAUAUGUUAAUGAGAAGGUCUCUAAUUGGGUCAACGAAGUGACAGAAUUAGCCGAAUUUGCCGGCCUACUUCCUAAGAACCCUGCCAGACAUCCAGGACCUACUAGAGCCACUCGAAAAGGCAAUAUCACAGAUUCUCAUCCCCGCUAUCAUGGAUCACCAGUGCAAUCCACUCGAUCGGGACAUUCUAGCACUUCCAGCACGUCUGGGUGGCCUGGGCUUGGAAAAUCCAAGUCAUGAGGCAGAACGUCAGUAUGUGUCGUCAAAAAGAGUGACAGCACCCCUUGUUGAUCAGAUUGUAGCGCAGUUCCAUCAGCUACCCGACGAUUCGCAUAUAAAAUCAGCGCAACAAGCCGUUAGAAAAGAAAGAGUGCAAGAGUGGGACGAGAGGGCAGAACGUAUUAGAGACAGUGCACCCCAAGAAUUCAGCGUAUAUUAGAUGUGGCUUCGGAAAAAGGAUCAUCUGUGUGGCUCACAGCACUUCCCCUAAAAGAGCAGGGAUUCAACUUGAAUAAGAGAGAAUUUCGGGACGCCGUAAAGCUGCGUUAUGAUUGUCCAAUCGACGACAUCACCUCCAUAUGUGUAUGUGGGGAUACUUUCACGGUCGACCAUGCCAUGAACUGCAAACGUGGAGGUUUUGUAAUUAUGCGCCACAAUGAGUUGAGAGAUCUGGAAGCGGAACUCCUCAACAUUGUCUGUAGUGACGGCCAAGUUGAGCCUGUCCUACAAGACAUCUCGGGAGAGCAACUGAAUGGAGGCUCCAUCAGAGCACCUGAUGCUAGACUCGACAUUCGUGCACGUGGGUUCUGGGAAAGUCAAGGAUCAACCUUUUUUUAUGUAAGGGUUUGUCAUCCCAAUGCUGAUUCGUAUAACGACCUGGACCUUCGUCAAGUCUACAAGAUACACGAAAACGAGAAGAAGCGCCUAUAUGCAAGGAGAGUCCUCGAAAUAGAGCAAGGAACAUUUACGCCACUGGUAUUCACCACCACAGGCGGUAUGGGCAAAGAAUGUGUGAGAUACCAUAGUCGAUUGGCAGAGUUGGUAGCCAUGAAGAAAGGCGAAGAUUAUGCGACAACUAUGAGUUGGAUAAGAGCCAAAACCUCAUUCGCUUUAUUGAGAUCGGCACUUACCUGCUUGAGGGGUUCAAGGGCUAGGAAAAUCAUGUAUGAUAUUAAGAACAUUGAUUUCAACAUUGAGAACGCCGAGAGUGCUAUCUCUCAAACAUUUUAGACUAUACAUAUACAAAGUUUAUUUGUUUAGUUAUUUAGCGGAAUAUCUUAGUUUCGUUAUUUAGCUACUUAGCGGUAAAUAUUUUAAUUAUGUAACGGUAUAUGUUCCAGAGUUUGUUUUUAAAAUUUAACUGUACAUAUCAACACAAAUUUAUGAACCUUUUUAAUUAUACCCAAAGAACAGAUUAUUUGAUAUAGUCAUUGAUAACAAAAGAAUUAUUGUAUAUAAUGAAAUGAUGAAUAAAGUUGUAUUAUUAUUAUUAUUAUUAUUAUUAAAUGCGGCAAUAAGCUAUAACACGAAAACGAGGCUGAGGGGCCCAAAGAUGCCACGGCCCCUCAGCUUCGUUUUCGUGUUAAAAUUUUGUCUCACAUUUAUUGGUCAAAAUAAAAAGUGUUUUACAAGCAUGUGUUGAAGAAGGAUGCUCUGCUUCUUUGCGCAUAGCUAGUUAGACAAAAACUUUAAAUCCAUUCCAUUUAAGGAGGCUCCCUACAGUUUCUACUAUAUAUCAGUGUCUCAAACUAAAAUCUAUUUUGAUCUAAAAAAACUAACCUUUCGCAAUUUUUUUUAUUCCUCUUAUGUAAAAAAGUAAUUUUAACCACAAUCGCUACUAUUCAUGUUACCAUCACAACAUUACGUCACCAUCUAUAUGGCCUAUAUCAACCGAAACGCCGUCUUAGCGGGCAAAUAAUCGCGGUGAUCUACCUUUUUUAUUGCAGAAAAUACAUUGUUGUGAAGUUUUGAACCUUUUUGGAAGUUAUUUGAAAAUCGCCAGUGUAGUUUUCGAGAAACUGAAUUUCAGCCUUUAAGAUCGACGUUUGGCUUGUAGUUUUAAAGGUGUCGAAUCCCAUUUAAUCCACUGGUUUCUCGUACCAAAAGAUUUGCAAUUCAUCUAAUGAUAUUGCAUCGGAAACAUUUAGCAGUGAACAUGUUAAUCAUGAAGAGGAUUUUAAAAAUAUAUUCUUCAUUUCUUGAUGUUUGAAUGACCCAAACAUCUCAAUCACAAAAUGUAAAUAAAAAUUUAUUUGUAUUUUGCAUAUUAAAUAUUCAAUCAGUACGGUUAAAUAAUUCGUCGAGAGGAAGCCGUUCGAUGGCGAUUUUAAUUAAAUAUAAUAAAAUAAGAUAAAAUGUUGCCCAUUGGAGAUGCUUAAAGUUGAUCGAGCUUGCAUUCCUGUCGCAAUUGACACUAAUCGUGAAUUCUAUAAUUUUAGAUUAUAAGAUUUCAAGUACUGUCUUCUAUCAGUAUGAACAGUAAAUACCAAAUUAAGGUCUAUACACUGGUAACACUGUACUGACACUACCGAUCUAUUAUUUAAAUUUUCUAGGCUUUUCUUAUUACUAGUUGCGUUGACACUACAGAGUAGAACGAAACAUUUGUGGUCUCCAGCAGGAUUCGAAUUUGAAUCUUUGCGUUUCUACCAAUUGUGAAUGACUAGAGCGGCGAUAUAGCAACCACAAUACAACGAAUUUUCUGUUGCACACUGCAGAGUCUAAACGAUAGAGAUUAUAAGCGUUUUUUAUAAUAUCUAUGGUCUAAACAGUUUUUUAUUUAUAAUCGCUUUGUUUGUCGAAACACCACCUAAAUUUAUUACUGCAAAGCUUUCGAGCCGUAAGCUCGGAUCUCUAUAAGCGCUAAUAAUAUGUGACUUGUUUAAUUCACACGCCCUUUUUAUAUAUAAAAGUGUCGUGAUCUGUUGGCUCGCGUCAUUUGAAAAUUUAAUUAAACGGCAGUAGUGUAGAAAGGCCGGUUCAUGGACACGACCCUACGACUUGCUCGUAGGGUAAACAUUUUUAAGGUUUCGCUCAGGCUUGCCCGGACAUUGACCUUCACGUGUCAAUUCCCAAGUUCAAAUUUUGGAACACACCCCUACGACUUGCUCGUAGGGUCAGCAUUUUCACAGGCUUGCCCAGGCAUGUCCGGAAGGCUAUGACGUCACUUCCGGUUUUCCUUGCGCCACUCUCGGAACUCUCUGUCUCCCGAAAUCUCUUCCCCCACUCACGCAUCACUUGCAUAGCCUUUUCAAGUCCUUCACUAUGACUUCAACAAACCUCUGCCGAACGCGCCUGCACAGUGCUUUUCGAAGACUUCCCAAAGUCUUCCCGAAGUCUUCCCAAAGUCUUGCCGAAGUCUUCCCAAAGUCUUUCCGGAGUCUUCGUAAGGUUUUCCAAAAACAAAAUCAACAUUUUCGAAAGAAAAAUUUUUCUAUAUAAUAAAACAAUGUCCAUCACCAAAGUAUCAGACUUCUCCAAAGAUUCGUUCACUUUCCAAGAUGCUGUCGAGAACAAAUUCGGAUCAAAGAAGAUUAAAAUAACGGCACAGGACCAAGGUCCACUUUUACUAAAACUCGAGAACUGUCUGUCCUAUGGAGUGAACAAGAACAACAAUAUCGGUAAGGUCAACUACUCCAUCCCCCUGGCUUUAUGGGGUAAGGAGGAGUUUGUGUCGGCCCUGAAACUGGUGGAAAAGGAGUCAGCCGAUCAUGUCGUUAAACCGGGUGAAAACGUUAUGAAGUGCCUUUACCGAAAAGGUAGUACUCCAACCCUAUAUGCAAAGAUUGACGACAAGACGGAGAUCUACCCUCCGAAAGGGGACGACCUUGCGGAUCACAAGAAGUACCAAGACAAAAGGUUCCACCUUGAUGCAGCCAUCAAAAUCGAGAGCAUCUACGUGUCUGAUAGUGUAACCUCCAUUCAGGUGAAGCUGUAUGAGGCAAAGAUACUGGAGGAAAAGCUCAGGGAAACGAGGAAGAGGCUUCUAUAGACCCGUUAGAAUUUUAAUGUUACUUCAAAUAUUAAAAUUGGUUCAAGAACAAAAAGUUUUUUCAUAUAAGUAAAACAUGGAAUCCUGUGAAAAACAACAUCAGUUGAAUAUGGAACUAUUCAGAUAAGCGGAAAAAGAGUAUUUGGAUUUUAUCGGUUCGGAAGAGCCGGAUGAAGAAGUUCCAAACUGGAAAUUGUGCUUUGAAGGACGAAAACACCAGUUUAUCGAUAUAGACGGGGAAAGGAGGUGCAACGACUGUGGACUGGUAUCCGGUCCCGUUUCAUCUGUUUCCGAGUAUGGAUGCUGGAAAAGGGCAGUUAUGAAGGGUCCGGACAGAAGCUGUAUAAGUACGACGGAUUUUGUCAGAGAAAGGGUAUAACGGAUUUCGUCCUAUUAGGAGGAAGAACACGUGAGGUUUUGGAAAAUAUUGAGAAGGUUGCAACGCAGAGGAGCCAAAAGGGAACAUACCAGAUAUGUAAAAGACUUAACGUAGUGGUGGAUGAGUCAUUACUUAAAAUCCCGAAAAGCAAGGUUUCUCACGAUCGGUGUAAGAAGAUAUUUCAGACACUAGGUUGGGAGUAUAUUGACUAAUUUUAAUGUUUUAUUAAGCAUUAAAAUUGAAAUAGUAAUUUUAGGGUGAAAAUGACCUAGAAAGACAUCAACCGUUAUCGGGAUCAAUAGGCAGCUGAUCAGGCACAGCCACAUCAGUUUCCGUGGUUCUUUCAUAAUUUUGUUUAUCAUAUUUUUUUUACCGUUGCGCUGGCGUAACCGAUCUGGGUAUGUGCGCUCGUCGUGAUGUCUCCUCGUUCAAUACCGAUACCCAGGUUAAACAUUUUUCUCCUUUUAUGAUUUUUGUUGCACUUCACUCCGUUUGUGAUUUCACGUUUUGCGGACAAGCAUCUCAUUUUUAUUUAACCGGAAAAUAAAAUGCCAUUCAGCAUGAUUAUCGUAGGUAUGACAGCUUGUGGAAAGACACACUAUCUCGUCCUGGAAUUGAAAACCACGUUUUUUCAUCAAUUUGAAAACAUAUUUUUAAUUUGUCCCACCUAUCACUGGAAUAAAACCUACGACCAGAAUUUCAUCCACGAGGACGACAAUUUCUUUGACAUACUCUGCCGUCAGGACGACGUGGAGGAGUAUCUUAAAUUUGUCGUGGAUUUCACAAAGGGAAAGGAAUCCCUUAUCAUCCUGGAUGACUGUGCCAUCACCAAGUCCUUGACGGACCGUACGGGGGAGCUGGUCGAUCUUGGGUUUAGUGCACGUCACAUGAGUAUUUCCACCAUCCUUUUCACUCAGACCAUACCGACAAAAUAUUUCGAAAUUGGUAACAUUCUAUAAUCCGAACAGACAGGACAUGAAGAUUAUUUUGGACGAAUAUCGUUUUGCUGACAGCGCGGAAAUGAAAUCUAUUAAGGAAAAGCUGAAUGAAAAUAAAUAUUCUCAUCUUGAGGUAAACCUGGUAGAUCCGUUCAGUCACGAGGUAAAAAUUCCGAUGUUAUGAUAAAAGAGAUGGAACCGGAAUUACCGACCCCAGAAAAUACGGAGAUUGAGGAUUAUAGGGCAGAGCUUAUCCGCCUGUCCAAUGCAGGGGAGAUUACCCAGUCUGAAAAAUAUCUCAGAAAAGCGUCCGAAAAAGUCAUUAUGAAAGUCCGAAAAGACUAUAUCGUUGCCCAAAGGGAAAAGGCAAACAUCGUGCUGACGGAAGCCCUGAUCGUUAAAUUUCCCGGUCUUAUGGAAGCCACCAACACGGUGGACAGUGGGGAAGAGCUGCAGGUGGAAUUAAAUCAGGACAAACAGUUCAGGAGUGAUGUCAAAAGUGUGGUGGGAAAGUUGUCCCCGUGUAUACCCUAUUUGGGGAUUGUUAGCGGUGGAGUGGAAACCGUAAAGCAUGUUUACCGGAAAACACCCGAACCACCAACACCACCUUCCAAAGAGGAACCAAAGACCGACACCGACAACUAAGUAUGAAAAUUUUUCAGACCUUUUAGGUUUGGAAAAACUGUGAUCCCUAAAUUUUAUAAAUCCGUGAGUUGUCUGUUUGCAAUUCCGAUGACACCGUCGGAAAGGACGAACAUGUGACAUACAACGUUCGCAGUUGUAGCUUUUUUCGUGAUUUCCACCAGUAUUCCGGACUGGGUGUUUUGAAUUUUGGCACCGUUUCCGUAUGUGUUGACAUCAUUUACGGUUCUGAGAUCAAUGACCAGCGCAAACUUUUUGUCCUUGAAAAAGUUGGUUGGUGUUUGAUGGCUGAUUUCACUGAUGCCAAACAGUCGUCUUGCCUUUUCGUAUAGUCUUGUUUUCGGAAUACCUUGACAGUAGACUGCGUUGGGCACACCUUCCACGGUUACCCUAACCUUUUCGAUGUUGGGGUAAACAUAUUCUUCGCUGUCUGUCUUUGUCUUGUUCGUAAACAACAUGACGAUGGCUUUAAUGUUUCUGCGUGGCACGUUGAUCGUUUCGUUGAUAAUGGUGGAGUCCUUACUCCAUUCCGUCUUUUUUAUCAGGAUGACAUAUUCGAAAGACAGCUUCCGUCCGGCGUUGUACUGACUUUCCACUUUUUUUGCCAAUUCGAUGUUGUCGAUGGAUUCGUACUCCAAUUCGAUGUUUUCCAGGGUAUACCCUUCCACAUUCCCCACACCCUGUGCGUUCAUGAUUUCAUCUGCCGCUGGUAGGGUUAUGACAUACUGUAGAUCGUUUGCCAUAAUGUGUGGAGCGUAAAGUCCAUGGUCUUUUAGGAUUUUACCGUUUCGGAUUCUUUGUUUUGUUCCAAAUACUUCGAACAAUGAGGUGGCAUUUUCUUUGGAUAUUUUCUUCCUCGUGGCUUCGCUAGCAAUACCAUCCUCCACCAUGUCGUCACGUUGUUUCCUGUGCAACCAUAGGUCCUUGUAGACCUCCAGCAAACUUUCCCCACUGUUGCCGUAAACCUUUUCUCCUGUGAGACGAAUUUCCAGUCUUUUUUGGAGUAGUUUUCCUAAAUUGUUUCUGAACCAGGAUUUCGUGUUGCUGUUCUUAACGUCAAAAACCAAAUCCAUACUGUGCGGUAUGAGAACGGAGUCGGCUUUUAACCUUGGAAUAUUAACGUAAAUUUCUUCUCCGGGUUUGGCAGAGUUGGGGUUGAAGGUUAGGACGUCCUAUCUUCGGUGAUUUCAGCCUUGUUCAUUGGGAUAUGUUCAGCCGUUCGGUUCAUUAUGUUUUAUUAUAUUACAAAAAUAUAUUUAUUUUUUACGUCUGCUUGGUAAGUAUUUGUAUAUAGCCCCACCAAUUAGGAUUGCUACGAUACAUAGCUUUUGGCAAGAAAGGCAAGACCCUUGGCUCCCCAGCUUAGGAUAGUACUUAGUAAAUUUAGGAUAGGUACUAGUAUUGGUAGUGUAUAUUUUGCAAGUUUUGCUUGUGCUUUCCCAGCAGCUCCAAGUCCGCUGGAUGCUCCCAUAAUGGUCUUCUUUCCAGCCACUACAACCGUGGGGAUAAAUCCGGCGAUGGAAAUAACAAUAGCUGUUAACACACCCAGAUUUUCCCUUGUCCAUUUGCCGAGCUUUCCAAAUUUUGUUCAAUGUCUUCCCUUACUAUUUCCCUAUACCUGUGUUUCCCCUCCACCGUUUCAGGUUGUUGACCCUCCUCCAGUCUAGCUUUGUCAAUAACUCGGUCGGCAUCAUCCGCACCUUCCUGCAUGAUUUGUCGUCUUUCUGGACCUGUUUGGUGUUUUAUUUCGGUUCUGAAGGUUUUCCCUUGUACUUUUAGGGCUUUGUUCCGGACUUCGGGAGGUCCCUUAAGAACGGUUGUUCCCACAAUCUCCCUAGUUUCCUGUGUGGAAAAUUUUCCUCUUCUCUCCAUACUUUUUGCAUGUUCUACAAGGUUAUCACCUGCAGAGGCGGCUUCCUGGUGAAGAUCAUCCCUAGUAUCCUCAUAGAUGUCUUCUGAAACUGCUCUUGAUGUUUCUCCUCAGGUUUCUUCUUCUACCGUACUUAUGGCUUUAAUCCUGUGUUCUUCUUCUGCCUUAUUGAAUGAUUCGAAGAAAUUAUCUGUAUUUCUUAAGCGCUUCUCGUUCUUUGAUAAUUUGUAGCUACCAUUCUUUCCAAUGAAUGCUAUUACAGUUCCGUCAAAUGUUAACUGAUGUUUAUCGAUGUCUAAGCGAGAAAAAAACUCCCUAGCGUACUGUCCGUCGUUUGGGUUUAAUCUGUAGUCUUUUUCGAAAAGCUUUCUAACAUAUUCUGCUUUUAUUUCAACAGGUGAUCCGACCGUAUACAAACGCGAUGUCUCCCUUCCCCUCUUUUUGGAUGUAUCGUUCUUGUUUUCCUCGUAGAAGGUAGACAUCCACAGAUCGUCGUCUUGCCUGUUUAGUCUGUCUAAUCCGAAUUGAAAGUCGCCUUCAUCAAUAGGUGUAUCGCUGAUGAUACCUUCAUCAUCACCUCCUUCAGCUCCUUCCGGUCGGUUGAUGUCUUGGAUCUCUAUGGUGUCCAUUUUUAUUUAAGUCUAAAGAUAAUUCCUGUUCAUAAUACCUUCUUAAACAUCCUCCCCAUCCUCAGUAUCCUUAACACCGUACAUGUUUUGGUCUCCACGGUAUACUGCCGUAACAACGUAUACUUCGUUGUCAAAAUUGGGUUCGUAUCCCUUUUCAAAGGUUUUGUGUUUAAUUUCUACCCUAACGUGAUCCCCAAUCUUAAAUUUGGGAUCCGGAAAACUGUUUAGUGGAUAUCCAUAAAUCCAUGUCCAAACUUCGUCCUUAUUUUCCUCGUUUACAUCCACAGGUUUCAUCCCAAUCGUACUGUGCGUGGAAUUAUUAUAGGACUUUACGAGGGCAGGUAGAACGUCCACCCAAAUUUUCGUCCUGUUUUCCGUAAAAUAUUUCCACAUUCUUGUUUUCAAAGUCCUAUUAAAUCUCUCGACGAGUGCAGCUUUCCGGAAUGUUCUUGUGGAAAAGUAAUCGACAUCGUGAUCCUUUAGCAACGUCUUUAUUCCUACAUUGUAGAAUUCCUUUCCGUCGUCGAAUUGCGCUGCUUUCGGAUAUCUGCCAAACUUUUCCUUAGAUUGUGCGAGUACCUUUUCAACGGCCUUCGUCAUACUUUCGGUAUUUUCCCUCCAGACGGGAACGGCAAAGUCAUACCGAUUCAGAACCUCUAUGACAGUCAAAAUACAGCGGUUCCCAUUAUUCUGGUAGCUGAACUUGCUCAUGUCCACAAGGUCCAUCUGCAGGAUCUGCUGUGCAAGUCCGUCCACAUAUGUCCUUUGGGUUUUGUAAUGCUUCGUGGAUGGUUUGUGAAUGAUGUACGUGUUCUGCGUUUGCAGCCAUUCUCUGACGUUUUUUCGGCUAACACCCGGUACUCCUUUCUCCUUUGCCAUUUAGUAUAGUUUUUCCAUCGACAUGUACCCACCGUUGACGUUAAAAUAUAUUUCUCGAAGAGCUACAUGCAAUUGCAAACUAAUUUUAUUAUCGGUAAAUAAAACAUGAAGAAGAUAAUGACUUACAUUAAGGACGGACGGAUUACCCUCGAUCUUUGGGAUCCUUUGGUCCUUACCCACGAAUCCAAACUUUUCGUAAAAACUGCCGCCGUGUUUUGGAAUUUCAAAACCAUUCGCGCGGGUUACAACGACUACAUUUCCGUAGAUGGGAAGAAAAUUACGAUGGAUGAAGGAUACUGGACGUUUAAACAGCUACAAAAAAAUAUGGAGGAAAACGGACUGACGUUCAAGGAAUAUCCAGAGGGAAGGGUAAAGAAUGACCUCGAUAGUGGGACAAAGACGGUGGGACUUCCAAAUCUCACGGGGAUUUUGGGAUACCAAUUCUCCAACAGUCCUACAUACACUCCACAUAUCAGCGAUUGUCCCGCAGAUAUUCACAAUGGUUUGCGAUACCUUACGCUCAGCUGUAAUCUCGUGAACCGUGAGCACAACAUCCAACCGGACGGAAAUCGGAGUGUUAUCAUCACCUCUCUUCCGAUCGAUGGAACCAAACCUCUUUUCGGAACCGUGACCAAGUACAACGACAUCGAAAGUCAGGUAAGGGUGGAUGCUGGAAUGUACAGCGAAAUUCGGUUUGAAUUCGGAUCCAAUACCAGACUUGUUCCGGGAGACGUUUUGUUAGAACUUUACAUUAAAUAAAAGAAUGAGUGCGGAUAUCUUUCGCAACUACUACGGAAAGAAUUACGAGAAGGUUAAGGCGGCAACACCUAUCGAAAUCCGGAAAAUGAAAGAGAAUUAUAGGAAAAAGAAUUCCAACGCAACCCUAUCCAAAUUGGACUUUGAGGUUACCUCUGCCAAGGACCGAACCGUGGAGUCCAGGGAUAUCUUCUACAAAGUGGAUAGUCUUACGAGCUAUGGCAUUACGUCUGAUACGUUCCGUACAAAUCCUGAGUGGACGAAGUACCUCCAUUGGGUAGAGGGGUGGCGAAGCGUUCUUCCUGACAUUAUUUUUUUCUAAAUAAGGAUUUUAAAUGAAUGUGUAUAGUUUCAAAGUUUAUGUUACGGAGACCGGAAGUUUUAUAACAAAAUUAGAACCCAUCAAACUGGUGUAUGAUAAGCCUGUGGACACCUUCAUCAACGUACUACCGUUCGACUAUCACUCCAAUUCCUACUUUGGCUCUCUGGCUGCAUCCUACGUUGCUAUGUUUAAGUGUGGAAUUUCCGAGGAUCAUCUUACGAAUAACUUUUCCGAAUCGCACUCCAAUAUAGUAACCUCCAUCGUUCGCUUUCACCUCCAUUUUCACCUUUCGAGAUUUAUGCGUAAUCCCAAACUUCUGGACCAGUACAUAACGAAAGAUGAUAUACGAACAAUCCGGAAAUUUACACACGUUCACGAAACGUGGGAAAGGAGAACGGACUCUCCCCAUGCAAACCGUGAGACAUGGUACUAUGAUAAGCCUGUGAACGAACGGGGAAGAAUAAGGCGUCAAAAAUAUCAUCUGACCAAAUACGGAGGCACAUUUAUCGAAUACGAAUACCUGACCGGCAGGUCUCCCUAUAGCGUUGAAAACGAUUACAAGACCCUUAUUCCAAAAACAUCCCGAGGACUUACCAAAGUUGGACAAAAGCUAUUCCAACAGUCCAUCGAGGCUUUCGUGUAUGCCGUCCUGGGGCGCAGGCUAAAACCCGAUGGAGUAUUACGGGACAGGGUUCAAAGAGCCUACAAACGCGAAAGUGUUCCGGAAGGUGGUAAAGGACACGAUCGUUCAGGACGAUGUUACGGUUACCAUUUCCAAUAUGCGAACAGCUAUUUCCAACACCUAUGUUAUUCUAAAUUUUGCAAUUAUGCCGGGUUUAAUCCUAAUCCCUUCGAACUUAAGGAUUCUGACGAAACCCAUUCAAGGGUUUAGCAACAUCCUAGCGGUGGCUAAAAACGGGAUGAUGUUUGGAAAAAAUGAAAAGGUUAAUUAUACGGGAGUAAAACCUGCCGAUCAACCCACAAAUAGUGCUGAUCUAAGUCCAAGUACCAGCCAUGCCAUCACACCGGUUCCGAUAGUGGAAGAUUUUAAACCACCGGAGCUAAGGCAGAAGUCUGACAGUCAGAAUAUUGCCCUCGGUACAAUAGCGGCAAAAUCCUUUGGGCUUGCAUACUUAAUAUUCCGGCGUUAAAUAAAAAUGAACAUCUUAUUCGGAUACGACUAUUUCGAUACAAUAACGGAAGAUAUGAACACCUUAAAACGGAAAUUAGCAGUAGUUGAAAAGGGACAACGAGGGAACACGGCAGAAAUAGUUGCAGAUACCGGUGAUAUUAAAAAACUGAACAAUCUUGGAAAAAAUUCGGUACAAUACGACUUUGCCCAAAUACCUGGGUACUCACCCGUGUUUUUACAAAUUCCCAUUAUUUCCGACGGAGACAGGAAGAAUGCAAAAUUAAUCAGGUUCAGCAUCAGCGACGGAAGAAACACAGCAACACUCUCCUCCCUGUACGGGUUUUACGUGGGUAGUUUACACGCGCUCAAAGCAGUAUGAUCAUCCAGGUUUCAUUCACAUUUUUCGUUACGGGUGAUACUACGAAUUCUAAAGUCCAAAUUUUCAAUAUGGAAUCCAAGGACAUAGACUCUGCUGGAAAUGUAACCAACAGAACAAGGACUACAAACAUAAGUUGCUUCCUCCUGACAACAUAGGGUUUUAAAUCUUUUUGUAAGAUUUAAAAUAUUCGUGUUAAUCCGUAGGCACCACCAGUUCCUAAAAUAGCCAUCGUCAUCAUCGCAUACUUUUUCAUUUCAUCCGACGGUUGAUAAUAAUCUUCCAAUUUCGGUCUGCGCUGGGAUGCUGAGUCAUUCACAAGUCUCGUAAAAUCCCGUAAGUCUUCCAGCGCUCUGUUUUUUUCCUCGAUGUCCUUGUUAGCAUCCAGGAUUUCAGCCCGACGUCGGGCUUCGUCGUUCCUCCGCUUCACUUCGGAUUCAUAAAACUUUUCCUUUGCUUUUGCAAGUUUUUCCAGUGCUUGGUUUUGUCUUUUCACUUAUUCCUUGUAUCUUUGUUCAUUCAAUUUUGAGAAAAGAAAUCCUGCUCCGGCAAAGGCCACGGCAUUAAAAAGUCCUCCGACUACGACGGAUGUCAUUUUUUAUUUAUCAAUCGUUUUUGGAAUGUAUAACUUAUCUUUCAGAUACCUAUGGUAAAUGCAAUUCCAGCUACGGCAACAUCCAACUUCGCCGCUCCUUCCAGGGUCAUUGGUACACCGAGACUUUUUCCAGCAACUGUUUUAGCAAGGUAGGAAACUACGACGACUCCGAUCGUUAGUAGUGUGGCAUCGUACAAUUCGUUGAUCACUUCCUUCUUUGUGUCGGUCAUUGUGUUUUUAUUAUAGCAGAAAUAUUUUUCCUAAGCAUUCUCGUCUUUCAGCUUCUUUUCCAGGAUUAGAGAGAAUCUUCUUUCCAAGGUGUUGAGCAUCCUAUCUUCACUCUCCUUGCGUUUGGUUUCUAUCGCCUUGCGUUUAGCUUCUGUCGCCUCAAACGUAUGGAUGUAAAUCAGUACAGUUCCGGCCGUUACGGCUAAGGUCAGUACGUCCAAGAAUAACUGUGACAUUGUUUUAUUAUACUCUCUAUUUCCUUUUCAGUCAAACAGGUCGGGACCACCCUGCCGUUUUGGUGUAGGCUGUGGUUCCUCUGUGGAUUUGCUCUCCUCCAUCUUUUCGCUCUUUUCCCGACGAUUACACCAGAUGACGUAGAGGGAUCCAAGUCCCACAGUAAUACCUAUCACCAUACCAACUCUCUCUAGGGUAAUCACCGACCCUUCACAUCUAUUCUCUGCGUUCAAAGCAUUCUGUUCUUCCAUAGCUGCUUUUUCGCGUUGUCCGCGCUUCCUGGCUCUUGCCUCCUGACUGAUCUUAGCAAGUCUGCGCCCUGCCUCCACUCUUUUCGGAUCCUUGACGUGGUUCUUCACCAGAUUUGUGACCGUAGUCGGAUUCUCCUCUAACAUGUUUUGCUCAAAAGUGUCUCAAAAUAAUUUUAAGUAGGUCCCAAGUAGAUUCAAGUUCAAAAUCAACAAUUUAUAGACAAGACUUUCCUACAUACAAAUAAAGCAAUCAUGGCACCACUCAGGACAAUGGAUAACGAAGUCCAACUCUAGUUCAACUGUCCUGAAAAAAUUAAUCACAUCACAAGAAUGUGUAAGUACACUAACUACGAGUACAUGACGGUCAUCAUCUCGACCAUGGGUGGAAUAGGUUUAAUUGCGAAACAUAGUAUUAAAUUUGGGAAAGGAUGGAUGGGUCGGAACGCUGAAAUUCGAGGUAUAGAUUACGUUUACGGAGGUCUGAAUGGCAUUCACAUCCUAAUUACCAUUUCCGAAUCCGUUGAUGUGAUUGAUUGUUGGCUCGAAUGUCCGGAGGAUAGGAUUCACCUAGGUCCACCCACGGAUAUUAUAAAUAAUUGGUUCCGUAUGUGUAUGUCUUGGGAGGAAUGGUCGGAGAAAAGGGAAGAGGAAAGAGCAAUAUGCACAGAAAGCGAAGUUAUAGCGAGGUUAUAGAGGAGGCACGGAUAGGGGAGAUGGAAAUGCUGGAGGAAAUGCAGAUGGAGAUCGAAUUGCAGGAAUCCCUACAAGGUCGGGCCGACUAAAUGUUGAACACGUGGUAUAAUUUUAAUGUAAAAAAUGCAUUAAAAUUUUAAUUUGAAGACAAGUCUCCCCAUAAUAAAAACCAUGCCCAAGGAAAACAUGUUCGAACACUACUCCGGAAAGACAAAGUACGUCCAAAAACCAAAGGCAGGACCGAACGAAAAACGAUGUUUAGACUGUACGCUGUGGGCGAUCCGGAAGGGAAUAACCAAGGACUUCUGGUGCAAACACAUUAAACAUAACCUUAAGUUUUUCCGUAACUGAUUCAACAUCUCCGGGAGGAAAUUUUCCCGUAUAAUAAAGUGUCCUUACCCACAAGUCCAUAUUUCCCUGAACCGAUCAUGAUUGCUACUUUCAAACCCUUUGGGUUUGGAAAAAAAAACAGAAUCAACUUUAGGAGGUAAAAUUUUUGUAUAUAUAAUAAAGGGUACGAACCCUAGGUCCGGAAGUUCGGACAAAUGGUCAGAAUGUUGGAGAGUACAUAAAUUUGUCAUUGUUUAUCCAAACCUUAUUGGUCUGGAAAACAGAAUCAACUUUUAGGCUACACCAUAGGUAAAUUUUUUUAAUAUAAUAAAACAAUGGCAAAUAUCAGUCAUAAAUAUUUGGACCACUUGUCCGAACUUGUCGAAGGCAUGAAAAACGAUGCUUUGGAGCAGGCAAAAAAGGAUACGGAGAAGCGGCGGAGGAAAACAGGAACGGAAUACAGGAAGACACAGAGGUUCAUCGCAAAAGAGGACAACAGAAAACAGAUCAAAACUAGCAAGAAUUUCGACAAACUGCUUAAGUAGGAGAAAAGAGAAGCAACCAAAAGAUGGAAAAAUGAGAUCAAGAGCACCGCGGAUCAGUUACGCAAACGCCGAAAGCAGAUUGAGAUCGACGCACGAAAGGCAACAAGGGAGGCGUAGACAUGGGAGCGCGAAAUCAGGAAGGAGGAGAGGGAACGACGAAAAGAGGUUUCCGACUGGAAGGCUGAAGCCCAGAAGUGGAAAAAGGAGUCGCAGAGGUCGAGGAGGAACGAGAAAUCACGAGAGAGACGCAACGAACAAAACCGUAGGAUCGCAGAAGGUAAGUGCAAAGGCGAGAGCAAGCUCGGUCGAAUACAGUUAAAGUGGGUGACAAGCUGAGCAAAAUUUGCGAAAGACCAAGGGAAAUCCUGAAACACUUCCUAGCCAAAUACGCCAUCAAGAAAAAGGUAAAAAAGUAUGUUAUCAACCCUAAAGGUGCAUACGACCCAUCCUACUUCCUAACCAUCACGGAGUAUGAGGUUAAAACACUCAUAAACUCCGAAACGGAACUCAGAAAUGUGAGGACGUCUCUGGCUUGUGAAAUGGUAAGGAGCGAUCCGAAAACCGAGGAAGAAGUGACAAUCAUCGCCCAAUUCGGGUCAAAAACCCAUAAACUCAUCGUUACGGAAGAGACCCAAGGCAUCAUGAGGGAAAAAAUGCUAAGUCCUUCUCAAAGUAUCAGAGGAGAGGUAGUGGGUGGAGACUACAUAGAGUUACCCAGCUAGAGAUCCACAUCGGAGAAUACCAACCACUCAGGGGUGAGAAACAUAAACCCUACUUGAGUCAAUAGCCAGUAAGAAGGCAAUCUUCAAUAUGGAGAACGACGACGACGAAUGCUUCAAGUGGGCCGUUACGCGUGCCCUAAACCCCACCGACACCCACCCGGAAAGAAUCACAAGAGAACUCAAAGAACAAUCCGAAGAGUUAAUUUGAGAAGGGAUCGAAUUCCCAACACCCCUGAAGAACAUCAAAAAGUUCGAAAAGAACAACAAUACCGGCGUUAAUGUGUUCAGUGCUGACGAAAGAUUCAAGGUAUACCCCUUACGAUUAUCCGGUAAACCGAUCCCAUAAGGCUCUUCAUAUGGGAAAACCACUACAGCGUCAUCAGAGACAUGUCAAGACUCGUAAGCUCACAGAUCAACAAGAAGGAACACAAAAACUACAUCUGCGACCGUUACCUAAACGCAUUCGGCUCCUGAAUAAGCAUCUGGAGCUAUGUUUGAACAACGACUACCAAAGACAUGAAUACCCGAAACCUGGUAGUAUCACCAAGUUAAAAAAUUAUAGAAAUACACAAACAGUUCCAUUUGCCAUCUACGCGGACUUUGAGUGUUAUAUCAAAGAAUUGAAUGCAAAGGAACAGAACCCUGACGAGUCAAGCACCGUUCAGUAUCAGAAACACAACCCUAGCGGAUUCUGUCACUACGGCAAGUGUCUCGACAACUCCAUCUACAAACCCAAGCUAGUACACUACACCCAACAGUACGAGGGGCAGACAUUACCAAAAAACUCGUAGACAUGUUGGAAGAGGAAACCCGGGACAUCUACAACAAGUUCAAGUUUAAAGAGCCUAUCAGGAUGACCUCCAUGGAUACCAAGAAUCGUGAAGAAGCAACCACCUGUUGCGUAUGUAAAGGAGAAUUCACCCUAAAGGACUAUAAAGUUAACGACCUCUGCCACUACACAGGCAAAUAGAGGGGUGCGGCACAUAAUACAUGCAAUCUCAAAAUGAAGAAACUAAAAUUCAUCCCGGUACUCUUCCAUAACCUAGAAGGAUACGAUGCCCAUUUAUUCAUCAAAAACCUUGGGGUAAGCAGCGGAGACAUCAAAUGUAUCCACAAAACGGAAGAGAAAUACAUCUACUUUACUGAGGAGAUAGAGGUUGAUAAGUUUAAUGGUAAGGACGGUAAGGAAAAGAAGCUCAAAAGAGAGCUAAGGUUCCUGGAUUCAUUCAAAUUCAUGGCAAGCUCUCCGGACAAGCUCGUCAAGGGUUUAGGUAAGGACAACUUCAAGAAUCUAGACCUAAUGACGACACAUUGAACCAAAGAACAACAAGGGAUUCUCAAACAGAAAGGUGUUUACUCCUAUGAAUACAUAGAUGGAUUAGACAAGCUCAAAGAAGCGUCACUUCCACCCAAAAACAAAUUCUUCAGCAGAUUAAACAACGAAAACAUCAGCGAUGCAGAUUAUAGCAGGGCACAGGACGUGUGGAAUACCUUCUAUAUGAAAACCAUGAGAAAUUACCACGAUCUAUACCUUAAAAAGGACGUCCUUCUACUGGCAGAUGUGAUGGAAAACUUCAGGAAGGGUUGCAUGCCAAACUAUGGGCUGGAUCCACUAUGGUACUAUACAGGACCAGGACUCGCCAUGGACGCUAUCCAAAAGCUAGCUAAGGUGGAAUUAGAGCUCAUUUCCGAUCCAGACAUGUACAUACUCUUUGAAAGGGUUAUUCGAGGUGGAAUCAGCACCAUUACCAAGAGGCACGCCACAGCCAACAAUAAGUAUAUGGUUAAGUACAACCCACAAAAGGAGAGUAAACACUCCCCCUAUAUGGACGCGAACAACCUUUAUGGGUGGGCGAUGAGCCAGCCCCUACCCAUUAAGGAUUUCAAAUGGAUGAAUGACAAGGAGUUGGAAAAGUGGGUGGACCACAGCUGCAUCCUCGAAGUGGACCUGGAAUACCUCGACGAACUACACAACAAGCACAACGAAUACCCCCUCGCACCCGAAAAGAUAAUGGUUAAGAAGGUGGAAAAGCUCAUUCCGAACCUCAACAACAAGGAAAAAUACUUCCUCCACCACAAGAACCUAAAACAAUACACCGCGGAGGAAAAUUCUUCGAAAAGGACUGGAUGAAAUAGUAUAUAAAACUCAACACAGACCUGCGAACCAAGGGCACUACGGACUUCGAAAAGGACUUCUUUAAGCUUAUGAACAAUUCAGUAUUCGGAAAGACGAUGUAGAACGUUAGGAAUAGGGUUUACAUCAGUAUCGUCAACGACGAUGAGAAAUGCAACAAGCUGGCCAAAACGCACAACUUUUAAUCUGCAACCAUCUUUUCCGAAAACCUAGUAGCAAUUCAUAUGAGGAGGACCUCCGUAAAACUGAACAAACCAAUCUACUUAGGGAUGAGUAUCCUGGAAAUCAGUAAGACCCUCAUGUACGACUUCCACUACAAUUACAUCGAGCCAAAGAAUGAGGAUGAUGCCAAACUCCUAUUGACGGACACAGACUCCCUGUGUUAUGAAAUUAAUACUGAAGAUUUCUUCUAGGACAUUUCCAACGAUGUUCACGAAAGAUUUGACACCAGCAACCUCGGCAAAAGCCACCCAUCGGCCUUUCUACACUACUAACGGCACAUCAACCACGUCAUUUCAAACGUAGUGAAGUAAUCAAGUCACAUAUUAUUAGCAGUGAUGAAGAUCCGGGCUUACGGAUCGAAAGCUUUGCAGUAAUAAAUUUACGUGGUGUUCCACAAACAAAACUAUUAUAUGUUUUAUCGCCAUGCAAACAUACAAAGAACUUAGUUUUUUUUUCUUGUCAUUAUGACGCUCUUUUUAAAUUAUUAACCCCAAUAUUUCCGCUGUCCUUAACAACUAUAGAAAGCAACGACACAUCAGAAGAAGGCGCGGCGUCAUUUCAAGGGACUGGAACUAGUGUUCAAUAUCAAAACUUGACAAGUGAAGGCCAUCCAGCUCCAGGCGUCUCGCGUGGCGUGGUGCGCUACCAAAGAGAUUACAUGAAUACAAGAACCGCACGGAUUUCAUGGUAUGAUAGACUUCAGUUAAUUCGACCAUUCGCUAUAGAUUGGCUUCGAAACGCUUGGGGAAAAGUUAACGAGCUUGGCUUCUCUGUUUAUGACGUCAUGCAACGCGAUCGACAUAUUGUGCAUACAACAAGUAUCACAUACGAUAGGUUGGGCAACUUCAUGGAGGAUGAUUCAGCCAAAAGUCCAGUGGAGGCAAGAAGUAGUACUACUUACGAUAAAGUGGAAAGACCACCAGAAGUUAUAUUGCCUUCACUUAGUGAGUGUGCGUCGACUACAGAAAAUGUUUGAUUUAUGUAUCAAACGACUGGCAUUUAUAUAGUUUUUCAUUCUCAUAUUAGAAACUGUUUUUCUACUUCUUAAUACCAUGUUUGUUAUAUUAGCCAUAGUACUAGUUAAAGAGUUUUAGGCGAAGUAAGAACCAUUGGUCCGAAACAUUUGCGCGUAGUAACAAAAUAAUAUAGUAAAUAAAUUUUAAAUGUAUACGUAAUACAGCUAUGGCAUCUCCUCACCUUUCAUACGAUAUGGAGACCAUGUUUUUAUACCAAGACAAUGUUACCAUGUGUUACACGUAGUGUAACGCACGUAGGCUACGAGCCUGCAAUAUAGUUUUGAAAACACAAUAUAUUUACUUUGAAAAUCAUGACAAUGCUCUGAUUAAUAUACAGUGCAUGCAAUAUUAUAUGCCUAAGACAGGGAGAUUUCAAGCAUUAUAAAAAUAUUAUAAACAAGUAUUAAUUUAUAUUAUAUUAAUAGUUAUAGUAUACUAUACUAUAUACUAUACUAUACUAUACUAUAUUUUACAGUUUUAUAUAAUAU